Molecule: messenger RNA, 832 nt
Organism: Sceloporus undulatus (fence lizard)
Lineage: Eukaryota; Metazoa; Chordata; Lepidosauria; Squamata; Phrynosomatidae
Gene: CLDN25
Product: claudin 25
Exons: 1
Coding region: 143-832 (229 amino acids)
Biological process (GO): bicellular tight junction assembly; cell adhesion
Cellular component (GO): plasma membrane; bicellular tight junction
Molecular function (GO): structural molecule activity
Source: RefSeq, a predicted model, not a curated record
AACCAGUCAUGAAAAAGAAUCUUGGUCACACCCAGGAGUUAUUUAAUGCCACCUCUUGCUGCAUUGCUCUUUAAACACACGCCUAAAAGCACCAGUGAAGGACCUGCUACUGCAGGAGCAUUUUUAGCCAAGAGGAUCUGCGAUGGCUUGGCAUCACAGCACCAUCGUUCAGUUUGUGGGACUGACUCUCUCCUUCCUCGGGUGGGCCUUGUCGUGCGUCACCACUUACGUGCCGGCGUGGAAAAAACGCGGCUUACAACUCAACGAUCUCGAAAUCUGGACCAUGGGCCUCUGGCGGGUCUGCAUUGCUCACGAGGGAAAGACCAUGGAGUGCAAAAGCCAUGACUCUUUCCUAGCCCUACCCUUGGAAAUCAAGGUCUCCAGGAUCAUCAUGGUGACCUCCAACGUAAUGGGAUUUCUUGGGAUCAUCCUUUCUUUCUCAGGGUCAAACUGUGUGAGGACGAGAGACCAAAACCCAGGAUCGACAAAACAGCUUUUGGUUCCUGGUGGGAUUGUCUUGUGCCUUUCAGGAAUGGCAACUCUUGCGCCCGUCUCCUGGACCGCCUACAACAUUGUGCAAGAAUUUUGGGAUAAAACUGUACCACAGAUUGUAUCAAGAUGGGACUUCGGCGAUGCUUUAUUCUUGGGCUGGUUUUCUGGAUUCUUCCUUAUAUUAGGCGGCUUUAUUAUCAUCUGCUCUGCCUGUUAUCCAGUGACCAGGAAGCCACCAAGGCAGUUAGCUGUCCAGCAGAAGCUCAAGAGGCAAAAGUCACCCAUGCUGCCAAAUCAUUAUCAGAAUUCAACGCUGAGGAAUGCAUACCUUGUUAUCUAA